UUAAACCUUGAGAUGUUACACAGCUGAGCAGAAAGAUGAAAUUUUUCUGCUCGCCAAUGAACAUGUUAGACCGUCUCGCAAAAAAGCAUUACUCAAGGAAAAACCCUGGAACUUAUUCUAUGGAUUCUUGUACAAUGGAACAGGCGGGUCAAUUAUCCAUAGGAAUUUUUUUACUGCCGGGAAACUUCAGCAAUGGGUACAAUCCACUUGACCCUCUCGGCCCAUCUUUUUUGACAGUGCGGCUAGGUGAAGACUAUUUUCUAAUUCCAAAGUCUCUAAGCGUGUUUAUGAUGAAAGAGCCGAAUCCGGGUGAUGACGCAGGGUCGAACGGUGGUAUUAAAAACAAAGAGACACAUGUCAAAAUGGACGAAGACGACUUAGACGAUACGCCUCUGGUUUGCAGAAAAAAACCCAACGAGGAGAAGGUCCAACAGAAACGGUUGAAACUGAAGAAAUCAUUCAGCUGUGAAAUUUGUUACACAUCAUUCGACAGUAAAAGUAAAUUAACCAGUCACAUGUUUAAGCAUAGUAAUUCUCGGCCACACAAAUGCACUGUAUGUUUCAAAGGAUUUAAGACUAGUGCCUACCUGGCCCGACAUAUGGAGAUACAUGACGAGCCAUCCAAAUUGCACUCCUGUAAUUUGUGUGACUUCAAGGCCCGCACAAAACCCUAUCUCAAGAUUCAUUAUAUCAGAAAGCACACGGAGGAUUAUAACUUCAACUGCGAACAGUGCGGAAAAAUGUUCAAAGUACAAUCCGACUACACGACACAUAUGAAGGACCAUGAUACCGAAUCUUGUUGUGUAUGUGACAUAUGUGGAACAUCUUAUCCUAGCAAAAGUUCAUUAUACUUUCACAAGCAUUACAAGCACAAGACUCGAGUCAAGGAGUUUGAGUGUACGACAUGUCGAAAACGUUUUAAGACUCAGAAGAAUUUGGAAAACCACUCGGAACUUCAUAAAAUGAAAUACGUAUGUGAGCAGUGCGGAAUGGAAUUUAAGUUUAAAUACGGUCUGACGAAACAUCUCAGAACUCAUUCUGGUGAAAAGUCGUAUUUGUGUGCCAUUUGCGGUAAAACCUUUGGCUGUUUGAGCUCGCAAAAGAUCCAUCUCCUCACUCACGUCGGUGAACGACCUUAUGUAUGUGACUUGUGUGGUCAGAGUUUUACGCAACGGUCCCCAAUGAUGCUGCACAGAAAAAAGCAUCCUGGAUCACAUCCACCUCCUCCACCUAUUAAAAUAACCAACUUGUUGCACGGAGUCCAAGAUAAAAUCAUUGUCAACAAGAAUACCAAAUAAUAUUAUGUUCAAGCAGUAUAACACAGGUUGAAACGACUCUGUACACCUGAUCUAUCUUUUCUGAGACUGCACCUCAACGUUGAG
Diprion similis is the source of this 1382-nucleotide messenger RNA. RefSeq names its product oocyte zinc finger protein XlCOF26-like. The coding region runs from base 36 to 1298 and encodes 420 amino acids. Gene Ontology annotation, molecular function: DNA-binding transcription factor activity, RNA polymerase II-specific; RNA polymerase II cis-regulatory region sequence-specific DNA binding. Gene Ontology annotation, biological process: regulation of transcription by RNA polymerase II. NCBI's taxonomy places the organism in Eukaryota, Metazoa, Arthropoda, Insecta, Hymenoptera, Diprionidae. The record is from RefSeq and is a predicted model, not a curated record. The transcript has 3 exons. Gene Ontology annotation, cellular component: nucleus.